Molecule: messenger RNA, 1368 nt
Organism: Xenopus laevis (African clawed frog)
Lineage: Eukaryota; Metazoa; Chordata; Amphibia; Anura; Pipidae
Product: 5-hydroxytryptamine receptor 3A-like
Exons: 7
Coding region: 1-1074 (357 amino acids)
Source: RefSeq, a predicted model, not a curated record
AUGCAACUAUACAAGCACUUGUUCAAUGGAUACCAGAAGGGUUUAAGGCCAGUAAAGAACUGGAGAAAUAUCACAACUGUGUACAUAGAUGUUAGUGUAUAUGCAAUCCUAAAUGUGGAUGAAAAGAAUCAGUUUAUGACAACCUACAUAUGGUAUAGUCAGUACUGGACUGAUGAGCAUUUGAAGUGGAAUCCAGAAAUGUUUGAUGAUAUUCAGAGAAUUGCCAUUCCAACUAACAAAGUCUGGGUCCCAGAUAUACUUAUUCAAGAGCUUGUGGAUACAGGAAAAUCCCCAGAAACUCCUUAUGUUUAUGUCAACUAUGAAGGUACAAUAGAAAAUUCUAAACCCAUUCAAGCAGUGACAACUUGCAAACUGAGAAUAUUCUAUUUUCCUUUUGAUGUACAGAAAUGCAAUAUCACGUUUAGCAGCUGGCUUUUCACAGUUCAGGAUUUGAAUAUAACACUAAAGAGAUCUGCAGAGGAAGUGAAGAAGGACAGAAGGGUCUUUAUGAAUAAUGGAGAAUGGGACCUUCGUGGUGUGUUGCCAAAAUAUAAUUCCUUGAAGGAAGAUGGAGAAAGAUAUGCAGAGGAGGUUUUGACCGUGGUGAUCAGAAGAAGACCUCUUUUUUAUUUUGUGCACCUGAUUAUGCCUAGUGCAUUUCUCAUGGUUCUAGACAUCCUUGGAUUUUAUCAACCACCAGAAAGCGGAGAAAGAAUUUCUUUCAAGAUCACCCUGCUUUUGGGCUACUCUGUCUUUCUUAUUAUUGUAUCUGAUAAUUUACCUGUGACAUCCACGGGAACACCGCUGAUAGGAAUAUACUUUAUUGUCUGUAUGGCGCUACUUGUAAUCAGCGUGGGGGAGAGCAUUUUCAUAAUCCGAAUAAAUAAUAAGCAACAUCUACAGCCGAAAGUUCCCAAGUGGAUAGAGAGACUGGUCCUGGAGAAGAUCACUGGCUUACUGUGCAUCAGAAACCAAAAGAUGUUUAGGCCACCAAGGGCAUGUAGUUCACCUUCAUCACAGGAAGUGGAGAGAACCAGUACUGGUGAGAUGAAUUAUUUGGCAUUUUAUGUUUAAAAAAUCUAUAAAUGCAGUGGAGGUGGAGUAUAAAUGCAGAAUAAUGUACUUAAAAUAGUUCCAUUAUAUCCAGGUUGAUAAAAGGUGCAAUGUAAGGGGAGGUUAUCUAUGAAUGGAACUCAUGGUGCUUUCAUCAUAUUUCUACUUUACAUUGCGGGCAGCAGCAUGUAGGGCAGGGGUGUCCAAACUUUUUGCAACAAAGGGCAGAUUUAGUGAGGUGAAAAUGUGUGGGGGCCGGGCAUUCAGCCUGACAUCCAUUCCGAGGUAGCUUGCUUGCGAUCAGGAUCACUCACU